UACACAUUUCGUGCGGGGAAACCGACAACGUGAAGGAUACUACAGUACUAUUAUUGUCCUUCAAAAGUCUAUUCCAACAACACAGCAGACAAUUGUUCAACAAUGACCUUGAUCACGGACAUAAAGACUCGGAAGGAGAAAAGAAAGGAAGCCAGAAAGAAAAGAAAGCGACACAGCCAUUUUGUUCAAGACGAAACGGAAAUUUCUUCCGCAAUCAAGUCAAAGAACGAUGAACCUGGCUUGAAAAAGAUUCAGUCAAAGUCGAAGUCGUCCAUUCAGGUCCCAAAGCCAACACCUUCAAAUAGAGAUAAAAAACGAAUAAAGACAAAGAGUAAAAGAACGGUGGACAAUAGUGCCGAACAAUCCCCAUUGUUGCACGACAUCAAUCCGGAUCUUGCAGACGCAAUAAGACGCGACGAUGCCGAAAUUGCUGAGCUGGAAAAACGAUUGGGGAUCACAGGAGGGAAGAAAGGCAAGGAAAAAUUGAACAAAGAAUACUCUAAACUAGAAGGUUAUGGCGACGAUUUUGGAGAUUUCUUGGACGAUCUAGACAACCUAGUCAGCCGUGUAACAACUGCCGAUAAAUAUUCGGAGAAUCCCAAGGACGUCGACAGCAUGGAAGACGACUCAGGCGGAGAAAGCGAGCCUSAAACAAAAAGAUCAAAGAAGAAAAAGCAUGCAAAAAAUGCAAAUGAUACACAGUCGUCGAUGGAGGAAGAAUACAAUAGCGAAUUUUCGUACGGCGACCUGGAUCCCAGUGUGGCAGAUGCAUUGCGCAAUGACGAUGAAGAAAUUGCCGCAUUGGAAAAGAAACUGGGACUUUCAAAGAAAAAGGAAAAGAAUAAAUUAUACAAAGAGUAUUCAACAUUAGAGGGUUUCGGAGAUGAUUUCGGAGAAUUUUUAGACGAUCUGGAUGGUAUGAUGACACGAAUAAAGAAACCAGGCAAGAAUAUGAAAUAUCCCACCGACAGAGGGGAGUCAUCAGAUGAGACKGGGARAAGCAGCGGAGGUGAAAGCGAUGACGAGGAACUCGUUCCAAUGAAAGGGUCAAGCGACGAMUUUGAUGAAGACGAUAGCGUCUUAGAAGAAUUGGAAAGAAUGGAACGCGAAGAAAAUGCUUAUGCAGGUGACUCGAACGAUCGAGAAGAUGACGGUGACAGAACAGAGUCUUCGAAUGAAGAAAACAGUGAGGAUUCAGCUAGUUCUGAAAGCGAGGACGACGGCAYAGAAGAGGAAGAAAAGGAACCGGAUCAUGACGUAGCAGAUACAUAUCGGCCUUCCAYAGGAGAAGAUAUAUACGGAAAUAAUAUUGAAUCGGAGUCGUCAGGUGAUAAAAAACCUUCGAAGUAUGUCCCGCCUCAUUUAAGAAAGAAGCAGGUUGUUGGUGACAAUGAGGAGGAAAUACAACGACGUAGAGAGAUUMUGCGAUCAUUGAACAAUUCUUUGAAUAGACUGUCGGAAGACACAUUGAUAUCUGUUGCCCAGCAAGUCGCAUCAUUAUAUUCGUCGAAUCCCACCCCACUAGUACACGAAUUGAUCUGGAAAAAUGCCAAGGAUGCUUGUAUUACUUCUCCAAUGUUCAUGGUCGGAUUGAUUCCUGUUUAUACUGCUUGUAUCACCGGAGUGCAUAUUCAAACAGGUGAUACAGUUCAAGUUGGUGAAAAUAUACUGGAAAAUGUUGUCGUUGAACUGUUGGGUCGACUCAAAGCAUCAAGAGAAAGGGAUCCUGACGAGAUUGAUAACAACCGAAAAGAAAUCGAAAGCAAACAGAUCAGUAACUUGAUGCUUUUCCUAGGUUAUUUGUAUAACUACGGGAUUGUUCACUGUUCGUUCAUAUACGAUGUUAUCCGCCAUCUAAUCGAAAACUUUUCCGAGUCCGAUGUCGAGUGCUUAUUGAUCAUCUUACGUCACUGUGGGCGAUCGCUGCGCUCCGACGAUCCUACAGCACUAAAAGAAAUCGUUUUGCUCGUUCAAAAGAAGAAAGUAGAAAACGACAAGCAGGUGCCCUCUAGUCGCACGGAGUACAUGAUUUCCGCAAUCAUGGAUUUGAAAAAUAACAGGAGGAAAAAAGAGGACACAGUCUUUACCGAGAAAGUUUCUAAAUUCCGGAAAGUUCUCGGCAGAAUCAAGGCAUCUGCAGCCAAGGCUGGCCUUUCAAAAAGUUCUUCGGAAGCAUCAUUGCGAAUUUCUUUGGAUGAUAUUUUGAAUGCAGGAACGAAGGGGAGAUGGUGGAAGGUUGGAGCUUCGUGGGUAGGAAAUCAGUACCGAUUCUCAGAAGGAGAAUCAAAGCAAGACGGUAAAAAGCCAGAAAGCCACAAGUCAUUGACUUCGACGCUAGAGGACGGUGACGAAGAAUUGCUCAAACUGGCAUCCAAAUUUCGAAUGAAUACCGAUAGGAAAAGAGCGAUUUUCUGUAUUAUUAUGGGAGGGACAGACUGUGAAGACACAUUUGAGAAAUUGUGCCGAUCGUCCAUGCUACAAAAUAGAAGUGAGAGAGACGCCGUUCGCGUAUUGAUGGAGUGUUGCGGAAAUGAGAAGUCUUACAACAAGUUUUAUGGACACUUAGCAGCACGGAUGUGUGAAUAUCAACCUCAGAGCAAGUUUUCUCUACAACUAGCGUUUUGGGAUAUUUUUAAGCAGUUUGAUAGCAUUGGAGCUCGAAAGGUAGCCAACCUAGCCAAGCUUUUGUUUCACCUUGUUGUAACACAUCACGCAUUGAAACUUUUUCCAGUCAUUAAGGCACUCGAUCUUUCUGACGCAGAGGAUAUGGACGAGAAUACGAUGAUAUUUCUUACAAUUCUUCUCUCGAGCAUUCUUGAAUAUUUCCCCGAUCCAUCACAAGCUAAGUUUCUUUUUGCUCAACGCAUGUCAAGAUCCGAGAGCGAUGACAGGGAGGACGAUGGCGACGAAGCUACUAGGGCAAGCCUUCUCAUCUUCUUCAUGGAAACAUUAAAGGCGAGCCCAAAAAAUAAGAAAGGUUCUAGAUUCCGAAAGAACUUCAAGGCUAUUGUGAAAGAGUUGGAUACAGAUGGUUUCGAGGACAUUUUCUAAUAUCAGUCUCCUAAUUUUCAACAUCAAUCAUUAGCUAUGACUUUUCUUUGGCGUCUUUUUUCUUUGGAAGGACGUCCAACAAAGCCUUUUUCCAGUCUCCUUGGUUUUCUCUCCAUUUCAAAAGAAUCUCGAAAACGUGGUUGCACGUCAGUACUUUAGUGGAAACCAUACUGAGAUAAUCUGUAAUAGGUAAUUUCGCAGUUUGUAUUUCGAAGUUUUCUGCUCUGUCGAUUGCCACCCGCUUGAGUCUAUUUCGAUCAACAAUCCCACCGAUGAUGUAGAUCUUGCCAUCUUCCAAUUUCGUCAGAGUAUUUUCUGAAUCACUUGUAAGAUAGACAAGCUUCGUCUUGUCUUCACUUGUUUCAACAAUAUUCUUUUCUGUUUCGUGAAAGGCUCGAUGUUCCCACUGAUCAAAGCCGGAAACUUUCUCUAGUAGAUCGCGCGUUUCUCCACCUAAACUACAAGCGGUUACUUUCACCGGGUGCUUUGCUUUCUUGUUCACCGCAUAGCAGUAUCUUAUUUGAUUGGCCAAACUGUUGAUUUCAGACGAUGUCAUAGACUUCUCAAACGAACAGUCAAUAUACACCUGGUAUUUGC
Molecule: messenger RNA, 3648 nt
Organism: Pseudo-nitzschia multistriata
Lineage: Eukaryota; Bacillariophyta; Bacillariophyceae; Bacillariales; Bacillariaceae
Source: the annotation of a GenBank genome assembly